Messenger RNA from Didymodactylos carnosus, 1182 nucleotides. NCBI's taxonomy places the organism in Eukaryota, Metazoa, Rotifera, Eurotatoria, Philodinida, Philodinidae. The record is from the annotation of a GenBank genome assembly.
AUGUCAGAGUCUUCUUCGUCCAGUUCAAAUACCACUAAAAGUGGUGAUCCUAGUGUUGUUUCAAAAUCAACAAGUUCGGCAACAGUUUCAACAUUAACAACAUCGUCGAAGAGUUUAAAUCCAAAUACAUUCCUAUCGAAUUCCGCACUUGAUUCGGAGAAAGAGCAAAUGAUUAUGUCGGAUGUUUACAUUGACCUCGGAAAUUAUGUGAGUCUCCACAUCAACGGCGGCUAUCUGGUAGCAAAAAGUGGCAAUGAUGCCGUCAGUUUAGAAAAUCCACUGAAUCUAAAACCGGAUUACACGAGUGGUGCAGCAGAGUUGAUUAACGACGAAGACGAUGAAGAAGAAGCAGCAAGUCAGCAUGAACCACAAGUCGAAGGAGAUAGUAAAGCAAAGGAAACGUUCUGUGUUGUUUCAUCGAUAACCGUAAAUGCCUACUAUGUUCCCGAACAUACUGCUAACGUUCGCUCCCUGCUCGCUGCCUUAUCCAAAUUCAAACUAUACUACGUCAAAGAAACCAGUCUUCAAAUGGUCUGUUUCAAUCCACAGUCCGGUUUCUAUACGACUUACAUAAAAGUAAAACGUCCGUUGAUCAAAGAUUUAAAAUUGAACUAUGGCGAAUCAUUCGUCAAAACUCACAAACGAUUGUUGGGAAAAUUGACAAAGACCAAUUCAACGGGUAUCACAUUUUUACACGGACCACCGGGUACGGGAAAAACAUUUUACAUUCGAUAUUUGAUCAACGAAAUCAAAGACAAGAGUCUCAUCUACGUACCCCCGGAUCUAGUCAAUGAAAUGACAAAGCCAGGUUUCAUGCCGUUUUUAAUGCAACAUCCGAAUUCAAUAUUGAUCAUUGAAGAUGCUGAAAAUAUUAUUUUGGACCGGAAGGAUCAGGCAUCGUCUACGAACCAGGCCGUUUCGAAUUUACUUAAUUUGAGUGACGGUCUGUUGGGCGAUGCAAUGCACCAGCAAAUAAUAACAACGUUCAACUGCGAUAUCAAAGGCAUUGAUCCGGCACUGUUGAGAGAUGGAAGACUCGUCUUGGAAUACCAAUUUGAUAAGUUAUCGGUCGAGCAGGCAAAACUGUUGGCAAAAGAAUUGGGUUUUGCCGACUUGGAUAAGAUAACAACACCGAUGCCACUGGCAGAAAUCUAUGAAUUUGUAAGAAAGAACAAAGAGUAG